AUGGAUGAGGAGAGCAGUGAAGCAGGAACCUCUGUGCACAGACGGCGUUACGCUCAAGUCUGCGUUCAAGCUGCAAACACGCACCUCCUCCAGACUUUUCUUGACUUCACAUAUCUCCCCCAUUCAUCGUGCCUUGCCGCGAUCAUCGUCGCCGUUCGUACCAGCUAUCGCCGCCGGCGCGGCCUUCGACAGGCCUGUGAACACAUGGACAGCACCAAAGACGCCUGCCACCUCGAUUGUCGCUUCCGCAGAACCACUUCCUCGCCAAAUCACAUUUCGAUCAAUCGCUCCAGCGCUGCGACGUACGAUUGA
Molecule: messenger RNA, 312 nt
Organism: Pseudozyma hubeiensis SY62
Lineage: Eukaryota; Fungi; Basidiomycota; Ustilaginomycetes; Ustilaginales; Ustilaginaceae
Exons: 2
Coding region: 1-312 (103 amino acids)
Source: RefSeq, a predicted model, not a curated record